Patiria miniata (bat star) is the source of this 551-nucleotide messenger RNA. RefSeq lists its product as uncharacterized. The transcript has 4 exons. NCBI's taxonomy places the organism in Eukaryota, Metazoa, Echinodermata, Asteroidea, Valvatida, Asterinidae. The coding region runs from base 1 to 390 and encodes 129 amino acids. The record is from RefSeq and is a predicted model, not a curated record.
AUGUCAGACGUCUGCGAUGGAUUGUCCAGCCCGGCGAUAGUUGCCAUCAUCCUAGGCUGCAUCGCAUUCAUUCUGCUGCUAGUUGCAAUUCUUGGUUGCAUUUGUCUCCUGAUGCGACCGUGGUUCCUGGCAAGCAUGUCCCCGAGCCAUCGUCACCGCCGGCGGCCAUCGGCACCUGAUGAUGGACACCUCAAACUGGCAGGUACCAACGAGGAGGCAACCAUGAUGAAUCGCCUACAGCAGGCUGUCAACAGGUCUGCCUACCAACAGGCUUUGUUUAGCCGGGAGCAAUUCAUCCAGCCGUACUUAGCUACAGGCAUCGAAGAACUUGACCAAUUUUAUACCCGUGGUAGUAUUGGUCAGCGCAUCGUACGGAACCCACUGGUCUAGUUGACUGAUCUAGAUACAGGCGGACAUCAUCCAACCAAACAUUUGAUUCUGUUAAACAAUGCUUUUGUCUGGUUCAGUUUCUUUUGUCAUUAGCAAUGUCAGCUACUUUUUUUCUACGUUAGUGCCAAUUUUAUCGUUAAUCGUGACAUACAGUACUUGUC